Molecule: messenger RNA, 2561 nt
Organism: Camponotus floridanus (Florida carpenter ant)
Lineage: Eukaryota; Metazoa; Arthropoda; Insecta; Hymenoptera; Formicidae
Gene: Cdc45
Product: cell division control protein 45 homolog
Exons: 9
Coding region: 425-2125 (566 amino acids)
Biological process (GO): mitotic DNA replication preinitiation complex assembly; double-strand break repair via break-induced replication; DNA replication initiation
Cellular component (GO): DNA replication preinitiation complex
Molecular function (GO): chromatin binding; DNA replication origin binding; single-stranded DNA binding
Source: RefSeq, a predicted model, not a curated record
GCCAAACGAGUGCGUCGAAUCGAACGUGAUUCGAUUAGUCUCGAAUCCGUUAUCGAUUACAGCAGCAUUGUUUACAAAUUGUUAUGAAAAACUAUUGAUCAUUGUUUCUGGCGUUUGUAAAAUCCGCGCGGACACGAGUGAUCGCGCGUGAAUCACGUUCGUCGAUCUCGAUCGAAAAUAGUCAAGACUCAGUCUCGCUCGCGCGUAAGUAGAUAUCGGAUCCCGUUAGUUAUGGAGGUAACCUGCCGUCGACGCGACGGUGACGGUUGCGGGCCUGUCGUUGUCGUCGUCGUCGUCGCGCGCAACCGAACGCCCUGUGAUCCCGUGGGUUUGGAUUUUCGCGCUAAAUCGCCCAUGCCGAGACCUUCGUGCGAAAGCGUCUCGCAAAACCUGCAAUGUUACGCGCGUCGUAAACGGUCGCAACAUGUUCGUGACGAAUCUACAAAAGGAUUUCUACGAUGUGAUACAAAGAAGCAGGUGUUUACUUCUGGUGAAUUUUGAUAUCGAUGCAAUCUGUGCCUGUAGAAUAUUACAACAACUUUUUAAAAAUGAUCACAUAAUAUAUACUCUUGUACCUGUCCGAGGCGUUCAGGAUAUGAUAAAUGCAUUUGAUGAAAAUUGCGAAGAGAUAAAGAAUGUUGUAAUGAUAAACUGUGGUGGUACUCUAGAUUUAGUGGAAUUACUUCGACCGGAUGAGUCUGUAAUAUUUUUUAUUCUUGACAGUCAUAGGCCUUACGAUUUAUGCAAUAUAUAUUCGGAAAGUCAAAUAUGUAUUCUUGGUAAACCCGACGAAGACGAUGAAAUUCCAGAAUACAAUGAUAUAUUUCGAGAUGAUAGCUCGGAUGAAGAGGAUGCAAACGAGGAAUCUGAUAGUGAAAAUGAAAACAGACAAAGUAAAAGACGAAGAUUGAACGAAGAGGACAUUUUAAGGAGAAGCGAACGAAGGAAAUGGGUUGAAAAUAGGGAGACGAUUCUUUUCAAUUAUUUACAAUACAGUUAUUAUGGCAAAUCGAGCGCGAUAGUAGUAUUUGAGAUGGCUUGGAACAUGUCAAAAGAUAAUCUAGAUAUGGCAUGGUGGGCUAUAGUUGGCUCGACGGAACAGUCGAUUCUUACCAAGAUAGAGUCAAGAAUAGCUGUUCUUGAAGAAGGUUCUCUUCAAGCUCACGUUUCCAGAUUAACACAUAGGCAGGGCAUCGAUGUUGAUAAGCAACAACAGCAGCAAAGCAUUGUUAAAGUUACUUACGACAAAGAUUUACAACUCGCAUUAUAUCGUCAUUGGACUGUUGAAGCUAGCUUAAAAUAUUCAAUGUCGACUGCGGUAUCGUUACGUCUUUGGUCCAUUAGAGGAGAACAACGUUUGAAAGAAGUUUUAGCAGAAAUGGGUUUACCUCUAGUGCAAUCCAGACAAUUGUUUCGUGCAAUGGAUCUUACUUUUAGACAAGAAUUUAGGCAAAUGGUUGAAAAAUUAGCUGGCAAAUAUAAUGUCAACAGCAUUAUUGGCACCAGUUUUACUCUUCAAUACGGUUAUCGUUUUAAAUAUUGCGCUUCAGACAUGGUAUAUGCCAUGUUGGCUUUACUGGAUUCUACAACAAAGGAUAGACAACCACAGCGUUGCUUUUUAGACGCGCUAGACUGUUUAUCGCGCACAAAAAAGGAUAUUUUAGAAAGUGGGAUAGAAAAGGCAAAGCUUAUGCUUCACAAUAUCUUUAAAACUGCACAGAGUAUAUUGGAAGCUAAGCAAGUAAAGAAUUUUGGUUCCUUUUUAUAUCUCAAUGUACCAGAUGGGAAUAUAGACACUUAUUUAUUCGCACAUCCUCAUCCCUUGAUUAUGCUAGCUCAGUUUGCUCUCAAAGCGUAUGUAAAUUCUUCGAGAAAUAGGCGUGCUUCUGAAUGGCCUCUUGUGGCCUCUGCUGUAUUUAGCACAGAGGAAGGAUCAUGUCUUCUUGUCGGUAUACCACCAGUUUGUGAAGAUCAACCCAGAAGUUUAUUUGGAAAAGCAUUCGAGCAAACUGCAAAAAAUAAAAAUUGUUACAUCGAACCAGACUAUUUUGAUAGUACAAUAAUAAGACUGAAAAUCGAGGAAAGACCCAAGUUUCUUGAUGCUUUGGCAGCACUACUUGCAUGAUAAUUCUCAUAAUUGUAUAAUCAUUAGAGACAAACAGUAUGGCAAUAACAUUAAUGAAAUUUUUAACUAAUGCGACUAUUAAAAUAAUUAAAUGCACUUUAUUAUUCUUGACGUUAUAGUGCCUUUUCUUAAAAAACGCAAACUCUUAUUGUAUAUUUUUUAACCAGCGACGGCAGUAGCUUUAUAAUUGUGAAAUAUUUAAUAUAUAAAUUAGGAUUUUGAUAUGUGUGUGAAAUCAAUGACUUUGUAUAAAUGUAAUAAUCAAUUUUGUGUGUGUGUGUGUUGUAUAAAAAUUGCUAGGAUACAACAAGUAUAUUUAAAAACAAGUAACAAGUAUAUUUAAGUAUAUUUAAAAAAAAAAGGAUAAAAAGUCACUCUAUUGCAAUAACGCUUUUAUUAUUAAUUCAAGAGACAUAAUGGAUUAAAUAAUUUUAUA